This is a messenger RNA of Pomacea canaliculata, 3803 nucleotides long. RefSeq names its product serine-rich adhesin for platelets-like. The record is from RefSeq and is a predicted model, not a curated record. NCBI's taxonomy places the organism in Eukaryota, Metazoa, Mollusca, Gastropoda, Architaenioglossa, Ampullariidae. Bases 831 to 3239 code for a protein of 802 amino acids. The transcript has 10 exons.
UCGACUUCCGGUGCCUUAUCGUCUGGGCGCUGGUACCCAGCUGGCACGCCAUAUUGACCGACUGUCAGCAGCAUGCACGUGACAAUGAGUGGUUUGACAUCUUCUGCGUCACUUGGCUUCUGCUAAAGAGGUUUAAGUUUUUUUGACCACCAGUCAUCUCCGUCGAUAAGUUUCAGGAUAUUGAGAAAUCUAUUCCAGAAGACAGAAAACAACAAAACGAUUAACAGUAAGUUCAAGCUUUCGGGUGGUUUCAUGACAGAAAUGUUGGGUAGGUACGGACACGGCUAUGCACACUUGUAUCUCAUAUACUUCUGUUUGACGACCCGCUGAGGACCUGUCACCGCCGUCGUUGCCACCGUUGCGGGCAGAGACCUCGACCAUUGUGCCCGAGGACAUGCUAACUCGCUGGCUGUGCUGCUCUUGCCUUCAGUCCCAGGACCGGCCGAGAUAGGAACCAGAAAACUGCAUCCACUUCUGUGACGGAGAUGUCAUGGAAGUAUCAUGAAGCUUGUUUUUUAGCUACAGACUUAAAUUACAAGAUUUACAAGUGAUUAGGAACGUUUUAUAUUAUCUUUUACAUUUCCCAGCACCAAAUACUGAGCUAACAGCAGAAAGAAAGAAAAAGGGAGAAAAAAAGACAAGAAACCUAGUCUUCUUUUUUCAGUUUCACACACGACAUUAGUGCCAAUGUUUUAACUCGUGUGACGAGCUACACACACACUCUCUCUCUCUCACCUGUGUGGGCCGAGAAGUGAGAACAAGAAGGGACAACAUACAAUAAGCUUUACAUCCGAAGGAGCAAGUUCGGGGUGUUGUGGCCGGGAGGAGCGAUGGACAAAGGAGGCGAAGUCCGGACAUCUUGCCAGCGACAGAUGCUACACUGGUUGCUAUGUUUAUUGACAGCAUUCUCUGGUAUUGGAGUGUGUGUGGAGCAGCCGGCGAGCGCGACAUUAAUUCUUGUCACCGACACCAAGACUUGGAGCGAGGCACAGAUGGUGUGUGAGAUGAUGGGGGGAGAUCUUGCAUCUCCGGAUACCUCCCACAAAACGACCGUAUUCCUCCAUUUUCUACAACUCUGGAAGUCUUCAAGCUGGCCUUUAUUCCUGAGCAGCCCAGUGAUGAUUGGCAUGCACAAUGUGGACGACGCCAAGGCUGACCCCUACUACUGGCCUCGCAACUGCUCGCUGGCCCCCAAGCCAACAUCCUUUUCCUACACCAUCUCUCUGGCUGGCGGCUGCAUAACCGUGACAGGCACCGACUACAGCAGCAGCGACUGCAACACGCAGCAACAGUUCGUGUGCGAGGUCCCCAGAGAUUCCUGCUCCUACGAGACGAAAACGAACACCAGCGUGAGUGUCAGCGUCCCCUACACCCUGGUGAGAGGAAGUAACGUCACGUGGUGCAAGGCUGCUUGUGACGCACAGGGCAUCGACUGCUGGGCCGUCACCCACUCGCCCUCGCUUGAGGAGUGUUACAUGUACAAUGUAACAUCGCCAUUCUUCUUCGAUGACUCAUCCAAACUGAUCAACAACUCACAGUUUAACUGUCACAUCAAACGAUGUUAUGAAGCUUUGAGAAAUACAGACCCGAUGAACUGGAUGCAGUAUGACGCACAGCCAUUGGCCUCACCUUGCAGCUUGAAUCAGAGUGGUAGAGUCUACACUGUGGUCACACUGUCACGCACCGCGGAGCAGGCACGAGCACACUGUCACGCCAUGGGUCACGAACUGGCUGGUCCGGCAGUUGUCAGUGACAGAAAUGUGCUGCAGAGCAUCAUCAACUACCUAUACCAAGACACUUACUUCGUCAACCAGACCUACCCACUGUGGGUGAGCUUUACUGGCGGUCCCUAUGUGACAUCAGUGUGGGGCAACGGCUCCGUGGUCACUGCGUCUGUGACUGUCUUGGGUUCAAACACCUUUCAGUGCGGCCUUCUGGACCUGGAUAGUGGGACACACUACCUGGACGACUGCAGCCGUCCUCACGCCUUCAUCUGCAUGACACACAGACCUUGUAGUUACAUCAGACAGACGAGCGUCUUCAUCAGAGGACUGACGUCCACGUCAUCGUAUGUCACAUCUGAAAGUGCGUGUCGUUCUUCUUGCAACCAGCAGCGUGCCCAUGGCUCUACUUGCUCUGGUUACUGCUUCAAACAGUUUCAGUUUUUUAGCUGCUAUCUUUAUUCAGCAUCUACACCUGAACUUCUCUCCAGCUCGACGUCCGAUCUAGGAUCACAAUUUUAUUGGUGGACUUGCGCAUACGUCAUUUUGCAGGAAAAUGACUUAGUAGCCCCAACAACGACAACGACAACGACAACGACACCGGAGCCGGGAACAACGCCGCUGCAUACAAAGGAUACAACGACCACGUCAUCAAAACCGUCAUUUCUGACAACAGAGGUAGCGUCAAUGCCGGCAACAUCAGUGGCAGACACAACAUACAGUCACACAGUGGGCCGUACGACAGCGACUCCAACAAUAUCAACAACGCAGAAGACACCGGUGAUGGAGACUACAUCGACAACUACAUCUAAAAAAGUGACAACAGAAAUAAGGGCUGUACAGAUAACAACGGCAACGACAAAUGACACCUCGGCCACAAAUGCAUCAAACCAGAGUCCCACUGGCACGUCUGCAUCGCCAGUGCAACUAUCACAAGAAACAACAUCUACACAGACGGCGGGCUAUACAACAGCGACAUCAACAACAUUACAAAAAACAACGUUUAAUCAGUCGGCAGGCCAUAUAGCAACGACUCCAACAGCAGCAACAUCACUAACAACGCAAAAAACACAGGAAACAAUAUCGACGCCCACAUCGACAGCGGUAACGACAGAAACGACAACAGGACUGAUAGCAUCAGCAACGACAGCUGUAGCCUCGGCCUCAUUUGUGUCUCAGUCAAGCCUCGGCGACACGUCAUCGGAAGCCACCCAGACAGUGACCUCCGACCUUCUCCCAGAGACGGAGGUGAACGUGACCAGCAUCAACACCACCAUUGCAAAGCCGUGGAUGUGUUCCUGUCGCUGCAGCUCGCGGUCUGUCCUCAUCCCUGACGCAGAAGCCAUCUCGCAAAGCCUCGCGGUACAGAGGAACGCGACGUGUAAAUCGCGCCGCCGCUACGUCAGCGUGGACGACAACCGCCCGUCGUGCAGAAGUAUAGGAGCAGUGGCAAUAGUGUUUAUGUGUUUCGUUGCCGCCGUCAUCGUCUCCAGCGACUGCUUGGCCAGGUCAAAGUAGCUCCAGUCCUUCCUUCCCUUGUUUCCGUCCUCGUCACGUGAUCUAUCCAUCCUUAUGGACGAUUUUGCAUCUUCCUGUUUUAUCUUGGAUUGUUAAAAUUGCUUAUAAUUGAUUCAUCUAAUUUUAUUGAGACUAGUUAAUAAGAUACACAACCUUCAGGACUACAAACAGCAUCUUUCAAUAAUCUUUUAAAGCCUCUGCUUUUAAGCAAAGCAUUUGUGCUGAUUUAUUCAUUCACUUUUAUGUACAACUUCAUGUAUAAAUAUUUUAUUGGCUACUUCAUUGGGUUUUUUUUUUUCUUUCCACUUAUGGCAUUAUUUUUCAACCAAACCCUCACUUUGUUUUAUUACUUGUACAGGUAUUUAUAGAAGCAUGAGACAUGCAAAUUUAUUUUUUCUUGUAAGUUUUACGAUACUUACUGCUAAUUUCACAACAAUACCUUAACCAAGAAGUUGUUUUGAGGUAUAUGUGGCCUUAAAUUUACACGAAGACUUUGUUUAAUAUUUCUGAAUGCUUUAAAUGUUUGUCAAAUUUGUGUAAUUUAUUUAAAACAAUAAACAUGGG